Messenger RNA from Labrus mixtus (cuckoo wrasse), 1015 nucleotides. It is a transcript of the gene malsu1, whose product is annotated as mitochondrial assembly of ribosomal large subunit 1. Gene Ontology annotation, cellular component: mitochondrion. The transcript has 4 exons. Bases 89 to 796 code for a protein of 235 amino acids. Gene Ontology annotation, molecular function: ribosomal large subunit binding. The record is from RefSeq and is a predicted model, not a curated record. NCBI's taxonomy places the organism in Eukaryota, Metazoa, Chordata, Actinopteri, Labriformes, Labridae. Gene Ontology annotation, biological process: negative regulation of translation; negative regulation of ribosome biogenesis.
CAAGGACGAAAUCUACUUCCUGUUUAUAGCUCGGUGUGCUCGUGUGUGUCAUUUACUGUGAUAUUGUCACGUUGUUAAAGAUACAAUUAUGAGUAUUCUCAAUCACUCAAAGAAACUAAUGCUUUCUGCUUUUAAAGGUAACGCUGUGUUGGCGCACACCGUUGUUUGUAGAAGUUUCAGUUCGGUCCACAAAGCUCGUUAUAACAGUCUGAGUGUACCUCGACGUGAUACACCAUAUUUAUCCUCACGUUGGCUUUAUGUUUUCAACAAACACCUGGACACAGAAAGAUUGUACUCAGAAAUGUGUAGUGAAAACAGUUCAGUUAAGAGCACUGUUGUCUUACAAGAGGAGUCAGCUGAGUUAGAAAGGGACCACAGACAAAAAUCUCCCGAGACUUUCUCGCUUGAUGUUCUGGUGUCCCUACUUCGUCAGGAAAAUGCAGUGGACAUCUGUGUGAUUAAAGUACCUGAGGAGAUCAAAUACACAGAGAACUUUAUUGUUGUCAGCGGUGUAUCAUCAAGACACCUCCGUGCGAUGGCACUUUAUGCCAUUAAAGUGUACAAGUUUCUGAGGAAAGAAGGGGAACCAAAUGUGAAGAUUGAAGGAAAGAAAGCAGACGACUGGAUUUGUAUUGACUUUGGGAACAUGGUCUGUCACUUCAUGCUACCAGAGAGCAGAGAAGUGUACGAGUUGGAGAAACUCUGGACUCUCCGCAACUUUGACGAGCAGCUGAAGAGCAUCCCCGCGGAGACUCUACCAGAGGACUUCAUUUAUGAUCCUGAAGUCACAAAGUGAAAGCACGGGACAAUUCAUUUGUGUAUGUCACAGAACUAUCUACAUACUUCUUUGCUUCACCUUUGAAAUGAAAUAUUUAAGAAGAAAAGAAAUCUCUGGACUGAAACAACACAUUUUGUGUUGAGUCCAGAUGAAUGCGGUGAGUUUUUGAGUGGUGAAGAAAAUCUGUAUGUUCUGUCAUGUUUUGAUUGUUAAAAUAAAUUAUUUUAAUACCAAAUA